CUUCCUCAAGGGUCUCUGAUCCCAUCUCCAAAACCCUCCAAAAACCCUAACCCUAAAACACCCAAAUCGCUCUCCAACUCCCUCAGGCCAACCCUCAAUUCCCCAAAUUACCCCCCACUUUCCCACCACCCAAACACUUCCGAUUCCGGCCUCCUUUUCCGCGAAAAGGUCCUCUACUUAGAAACCCACCUCAACGUCAAUUCCCAAAAAGCCCUCCAACUCAACCCAGAUUUCCGCUCCUGCCCUAUAUCCUCCCUCAAGUCCGUUGAGAACUGCCUCUCCUCCAUGGGCAUCGAGCGCUCAGCCUUCGGUCGGAUCCUCGACAUGUACCCGCAACUCCUCACUGUGGACCCGCACACCCAUCUCUAUCCAAUCUUCGAUUUUCUACUCAACGAGGUCCUAAUCCCCUUCCCCGAUAUACGAAAGUCCAUAAUUCGGUGCCCUAGACUCCUGGUCUGCGACGUAGACGACCAACUGCGGCCCGCAUUGAAGUUCUUGACCGAAUUGGGGUUCGUGGGUCGGAGUUCGAUCACGUGCCAUACGACAUUGCUGUUGGUUUCGAGCGUUGAAGGUACCCUUUUGCCCAAGAUUCAGUAUUUGCAGAGCUUGGGGCUUAGCUAUGAGGAGGUGGUCAACAUGGUGAUAAGGUCACCUGGGUUGUUGACUUUUAGCAUAAAUAAAAAUUACAAGCCUAAAGUUGAGUUCCUUUUGAAGGAAAUGAAGAAAGAUAUUGCAGAGCUGAAGAGGUUUCCUCAGUACUUUUCGUUUAGCUUGGAGGGCAAGAUUAAGCCCAGGCAUAGAUUGUUAGUUGAGCACGGCUUUUCUCUUCCGUUGCGGGAGAUGCUGAAGGUCAGUGAUGGGGAGUUUAAUGUUCGGUUGAUUGAGAUGCGAUUGGGGUCGGUCGAGGGAAGCUGGUUGUAAUCCGACCUUACUUGCUUGUAACUUGAAUUUUGUAUAUGAAAUUGAUAGCCAAUUGUGUUGAUUUUAAGGUGUUGUAUGGUUACUCUGUAGUGGCCUAAGUUUUCUGUGGCAAGCUUGAAUGUUAAGUUUGUCAUAUUUACAUGAGGCAUAGUGUGGAUUGUCGAAAGGAAAAUUGGUACUAGCUAGAAUGGUAUAUUAUGUCU
Prunus mume (Japanese apricot) is the source of this 1124-nucleotide messenger RNA. It is a transcript of the gene EMB93, whose product is annotated as Mitochondrial transcription termination factor family protein. The record is from RefSeq and is a predicted model, not a curated record. Gene Ontology annotation, biological process: regulation of DNA-templated transcription. NCBI's taxonomy places the organism in Eukaryota, Viridiplantae, Streptophyta, Magnoliopsida, Rosales, Rosaceae. Gene Ontology annotation, molecular function: double-stranded DNA binding.